This is a messenger RNA of Paramecium octaurelia, 1644 nucleotides long. Lineage: Eukaryota; Ciliophora; Oligohymenophorea; Peniculida; Parameciidae. The record is from the annotation of a GenBank genome assembly.
GUUCUAACCAAAAGCCAUGUAUUCAAACAGAUCAUAAUAAUAAAGGAGAGAGGAUUCUAUUAUUCUCGGCCCAGUAAGUCCCACUGACUCACAAACUUAAGAAUCUCAAUACAAAUAUCUCCCUUUGGUGACAAAAGCUAUAUAAGACUAACUAGACCCUAAAUGGCAGGAAUGCAAAAUAAAAGGCAAGAACCUUAGUCCUCGAUCGAACUGUGCAAUUACUAUUCAUCAAAACGAGUAAUUGUUUGUACUUACUUAGCUUAUACUUAUACGGAGGAUAUUAGAGUGCUGAAGGAAUUUUGAAGGACUUUUACAAACUGAAUUUGAGAGCUGAAUACUUCUAUUGGCAAAAUAUCAAAUGUGAAUAUGAGCCAGGUCCUCGUUGUUGCCAUACACUUUGUGCUUUCAAGGAUAGUCUCUAUUUAUUUGGUGGACAAAUAGCUGAUUCUAUUACUACAAAUGAAAUAUUUGUUCAUGACGUCAAUCUAAAAUUUUGGAAGAAAUUGAGCAUAAAUGAUUCUUACCCAUAACCAUUAGAUAACUAUUGUGCUACUGUUUAUAAUGAUCAGUUAAUUAUAUUUGGAGGCUUUUACACUGCAGAUACAUUUAAACAUUCCAAUGAUUUAUAUUCGUUUAAUUUCAAAUUAAAUAGUUGGAUUAAAUUAAAUAAAUCCAAGGGAAGACAACCUUCUCCAAGAGACGGUAGUUCCAUAGCCAUUCAUGAUUAGAUUCUCUAUAUGUUUGGAGGUAAGAAUGGAGAUUUGCGUUACAAUGAUUUGUGGAAAUUUGAUUUCUCAAAAUAAGAGUGGCAUUUCAUUCCUGUUAACAGUUUGAGUGAUAUUCCAAUGACUCGAUCUGGACAUUCAUUAAUAAGCUAUUAAAAUGAACUGGUUCUGUUUGGAGGCAUUCACGACAUAACAUGGGAAUUGGAUGAUUUAUAUAAAUUUCAAAUAAAUCUAUAAGAAUGGAAAAUGAUUAAUAAAGAUACUUCUAGAAGAAAAGAAUUAGAAGUUCCCUCUCCCACCAAAUCUAAUCGAAACAGCUUCAAUAAAAGGAGAUCCAUCAAGUUGCCAUCCUUUGUAAGACCCUUAAGUUUAAGGAAAUCUCCCUGUUCAUCACCUAAGAAAGUCAGAUCCUCUUCUCAAUCUCAGAAUUCAUGCUUUUAUAACAAUUAGAAUGGCUUACAGCGCUGCGAUUAUAAGAACAAUAAUUCAUCUAUUAAUACAACUAUAAAUUAUGUUUAGGAAAGAAAACAAUUAUAAAAAUUUAAAAAGAAAGAAGCUAUGUUAAAACUCUUUGAUGUUGAAAUCAAUAAAAGAGCAAUAUUCUAAGAUGAUUGUAAUGUCACUGAAAAAUUAAAAACCUCAAUUAUUUUAAUAGGAAAUCCAAAACAGGAUCUAAAAUUGGCAAAAGGUGCAUUAACCGAAUUUGGAUAAUAGAUUGUAUCAAAGUACUAUUCAAUGACUCAUACAUAGAUUUCUUCUCCCUUUAAGUAAUGGCUAAAAUACUAUACAUGGGAAAAAACCAUGCGCUCGAGAUGGACAUGCAGUUGCAAUAUUCGAUAAUUAAAUGGUUCUCUUUGGAGGUGAUAGACAUACUAUGUCUUUUAAUGAUCUCUAUCUUUUAAAUUUAAAAUAAUUCUGA